UCGACUUCCUCGUAUUUGGGGGAAAGAUGUGGACGGUGUGCGCACGCUUGGCAAAGGGUAAACAUUCGUGUGUCCCUGAGCUCUGAGGGAGGGACAGAGAGAGCUGUCAGAGAGAGGGGGAGAGCAGGCGAGUGAGAGAAAGCCAGCUAUCAACCACCGUCGUUCACUGUAAUACAGGAUUGUACUUCAACUGGAGUUAGCGGUUUGCAGGUUUAAAUACAUCAAAACAGAACAAAGAGAAAGCGGCUGCUGCAAUAUAAAAGAAAAGGAAAAACAACAAGGAAAGAAAAUCUCAGCCGCUAAUUUACAAAAGAAGCCAGAAGCUUUUGCCGACAGCUUUUCCAUUCAACGAGAAGGAACUAAAAAAGAAAGGAUUGCAAUUUUUAAGGAAAAGUGCGAAAGAUCCAUCACUGUUAGAAGUUUGCGACGGGCAAAACUUUUUUUUUUGUACUUUCCACUUUAACGAAAUAAAACUUUCUCUAAGGACUAUACAGGGUUGAAAGGGGCUUUUUUAACUGCUGACUUCUAAACUCAACGUGGAUUUUUAAACAUCAACAAAGAAAAUAUAGAGAAAUAUUACAUGCAAAAUUUGAGCAACAUAUGUAUAUGCCUGUGUCCAAAAACAACAAAUAUUGUUAAAUAUACAACCCAACGGUAUGAGCCAAAAAUCUACCCGGACCUUUAAAGUUUAAUUCAUGUAAUAGAAUACCGUCUGCUUGGGAAAAAAAAGUUACAUAAAGAAGAGGGAGGGGGGACAAUCAACGGACUAUUCAUAAGGGUUAAAGGAAUGGCCACUGCCGCUUCCAAUCCUUACCUGCCCAGCAACAGCAUUCUCUCAUCUGGCUCGAUCGUGCACUCUGACUCGGGAGGCGGUGGCAUGCAACCUGGCAGUGCUGCCGUUACCUCGGUUUCUGCCGGGUACAGAGGAGACCCCACGGCGAAGAUGGUACAGAGCGACUUCAUGCAGGGAGCCAUGGCGGCAAGCAACGGGGGCCAUAUGUUGAGCCAUGCCCAUCAGUGGGUAACAACUCUGCCUCAUGCCGCCGCCGCCGCGGCUGCAGCCGCGGUGGCAGCGGCGGAAGCCGGAUCGCCUUGGUCGUCGAGCCCCGUUGGGAUGACGGGAAGUCCCCAGCAGCAGCAGGACGUCAAAAACAAUUCGGGCAGGGACGAUCUACACACGGGGACGACGCUGCACCACAGGCCCCCUCAUCUGGGUCCCCACCAGAGUCACCCAGGGGCUUGGGGGGGUACUACAGCCUCUCACAUACCUUCAAUAGCCGGGGGACAGCAGCAGCAGUCUCUAAUAUACUCCCAGCCCGGGGGGUUCACGGUGAACGGGAUGCUGAGCCCGCCGCCUGGGAGUCAGAGCUUGGUGCACCCGGGUUUAGUGCGAGGGGACACGCCGGAGCUCGACCACGGGAACCACCACCACCACCAUCACCAUCAGCAUCAGCACCACCAGCAGCACCACGGCGGAGUGAACAGCCACGACCCUCACUCCGAUGAGGACACACCGACCUCCGACGACCUGGAGCAGUUCGCCAAGCAAUUCAAGCAACGACGGAUCAAGCUGGGGUUCACUCAGGCCGACGUCGGGUUAGCUCUUGGCACCUUGUACGGUAACGUCUUCUCCCAGACCACAAUUUGCAGGUUCGAGGCACUCCAACUGAGUUUCAAAAAUAUGUGCAAGCUCAAGCCAUUGCUAAACAAAUGGUUGGAGGAAGCCGACUCGUCCACCGGGAGUCCCACCAGCAUCGACAAGAUAGCAGCGCAAGGCAGGAAGCGCAAGAAGCGCACCUCUAUCGAAGUGAGUGUUAAGGGGGCAUUGGAGAGCCACUUCUUGAAAUGCCCAAAACCCUCGGCCCAGGAGAUAACCACUCUAGCGGACAGCUUGCAGUUGGAAAAAGAAGUGGUUAGAGUCUGGUUUUGCAAUCGGAGGCAGAAAGAAAAAAGGAUGACCCCCCCAGGAGUGCAGCAGACGCCGGACGAUGUGUACUCUCAGGUCGGAAAUGGACAUUUUUUAGUAGAUUACUUAAAAGAUGCGAGUCAACCGAGUGACCAGAGGGUGACAACUACAAGUUCGUUCCACCAGGUAAUUUUGGCGCACUAACAACAUCAGUACGAAAAA
Messenger RNA from Lepisosteus oculatus (spotted gar), 2128 nucleotides. RefSeq names its product POU class 3 homeobox 3b (gene pou3f3b). Gene Ontology annotation, cellular component: nucleus. Lineage: Eukaryota; Metazoa; Chordata; Actinopteri; Semionotiformes; Lepisosteidae. Gene Ontology annotation, molecular function: DNA-binding transcription factor activity, RNA polymerase II-specific; RNA polymerase II cis-regulatory region sequence-specific DNA binding. The record is from RefSeq and is a predicted model, not a curated record. Gene Ontology annotation, biological process: regulation of transcription by RNA polymerase II; brain development.